CUGCGCCACGACGUUACAGGCAAAUUCGGCAGCUAUCCACCCUCUCGUACUUAAAAAGUGUCCGGAGUCCUUCGUUUUGGUUUUCUCCAUUCCUGUAUCAUCACCGCGAUCUUGUCCCCAACUGCCUCAAUUCAUCAUGUCUCACUAUCCGCAACCGCCGUAUAAUCCAUACGGACAACCGCCUCCAGCUCAAGGCUAUCAUCAGCCUCCAUAUCCACCACAGGCUGGAUUCAACACUGGUCCUCCUCAUCCCCCUCCUCAGGGAUACCACCCCCCUCCCAAUAGUCAGUACAAUCGACCGGCCCCUCCCCCUCCUUCCCAUCCCCCCUCUUACCCCGCCGCCCACGGCGGCUACUACGGGGGCGGCCCACCACCUCCAUCUCCCUACGGCCACCAGCCAUAUCCUCCCCCACCGGGGCCUCCAAUGGGUGGCUAUCCUCAUCCAGCAGGCCAGUACCCUCCGCAACAACAUCCCCCUCAGGGACCGCCUUCCAUGCCCUCCCCGGGAUAUGUCCCGGGCCAGCUCGCACCAGGCGAUUACCGCCCGCAAGCCGAUCAACUCCGCAAAGCGAUGAAAGGAUUCGGUACGGAUGAAAAGGCUCUGAUCCAGGUUCUUGCACGGCUAGAUCCCCUCCAGAUGGCUGCUGUGAGAUCAACGUACUCAAGCCAUAUCGGCCGUGAUCUGUACAAGGAUAUCAAGUCCGAAACAGGCGGCUAUCUGGAGCAGGGUCUUCUCGCUAUCGUUGACGGCCCGCUUGCUCUUGAUGUCACACUCGUGCGCGAAGCAGUCAAGGGUGCCGGCACCAAGGAAUGGAUUCUCAACGACGUGCUCCUGGGCCGCUCCAAUGCGGAUCUCAACGCGAUCAAAUCCGCCUACCAGCUCAAAUACAACCGUUCUCUGUCCAAGGAUGUGGAAGAUGACCUCUCAUUUAAGACGCAGACGCUCUUCCGAGUCAUUCUCUCCGCCACGAGACACGAGGAAUGGUACACGGUCCCAUCCGCGCAAGCGGAAGCGGAAGCGCGAACCAUCCACGACUCUACGUCUGCUCGACUCGUCAAUGACGUUACUGAGGUGUGUUCGAUUUUCGCACAUGCCUCGGAUAACGAGCUGCGUGCCAUCAACCACGCCUUCCAGGCGAGGUAUCAUACGUCUCUGGAGAAGCAUAUCGCCAAAGAGUUCUCGGGCCACAUGAAGGAUGCACUGUUGAGAAUGCUGCAGACGGCUACUGAUCCGGCCAUGCGCGAUGCGGAGGCCCUUGAGGAUUGCAUGAAGGGCGCAGGAACCAAGGACGAGAAGCUUCUCACUCGGAUUGUCCGGCUGCAUUGGAAUCGUGGCCAUGUGAACCAGGUCAAGGGAGCCUAUCGUGUGAAGUAUGGGAAGGAUUUGAUCCAGCGGGUGAAGGGAGAGACCAGUGGGGAUUAUGAACGAUUGGUGGUUGCCAUGUUGGAGUAAACGUAUUACUUCUCGACAUUAUUACGUGCUUUUCUUUUCCAUGGAUCUAGAUUCGGGUUAUGGUCAAGGUUAGGAGGCCUUUUUUGUAUUUUUAUUGAUCUGUGAUAUCCCCCACACUGCUGAUUUGUGAUUACUUGCAUUUCUAAAUAUUACUUCAUGCAUAAAGAGGAAUGGUCUUGAGUCAACUUUGGCAAUGCCUUGUCACGGAUCCAAUAGCUGUUUCCCUUCCGGCCAGAUGAAACAGACUGCAGAUAAGCAGACAAUGGAUUCUGCCAGCAAGAGGAAUAGUCACUUUAUACUGAGUUGUAACUUAGCCAGCCCUCCAUACACCCAAAGUGGAAUUCCCCUGUACACUCCUCGCAGUUGAGAUACACAACAUCUUCUGAGUGAGGUUCACAGUGGGUGCCACAUUCCACAUCAGACAUGUCAUGGCCUUUUUACAACUAGCGAAGAACAAUGGUACAGCUGGUAUCUAUGCCCACCUUUUGAACUGAUUGUGCACAUUGCGCAUCCUCUCAUGACAUAUUUGGCUUUCCCUUGUCAAUAGGGUCCACUUUGAACUCAUUUCACCCGAAGAAAAGAAGAACCUUAAAACAAAGAGAGUGGAAGAGGAAAGGGAAGGAAAGACCUCUUUCAGGUUCACUCUGCUCUGACUGAGCGUGUGAUCUGCGCUGCGGUCCCUGCUUAGAUGCCGCGGCAUGUCGGCAAAAGUUAAGGUUUACUAUAUUGGGACCGGUCCCAUAAACUAGCGUGUGUCGAUCAUAGUUAACCUUAUCGACUUCCAAUGUGUAUAAUACAAUAAUUAAUGAUCUAUGUAGGCGUGCAAAAGACAUCAUGA
Messenger RNA from Monascus purpureus, 2291 nucleotides. Lineage: Eukaryota; Fungi; Ascomycota; Eurotiomycetes; Eurotiales; Aspergillaceae. The record is from the annotation of a GenBank genome assembly.